AGCUCCGCAACCGCCCGAACCAUUGCCUUUCCUCAGAUCAAACCGGAUCCGGAUUCGCCUUUCCUGGUGGCGUAUGCCCCUGUUCUUCUUAGCUAUGGCAUCACCGAGGAGACAUGGCGGUCGUUCAUGACCACCAUCUCAGCCUUCCUAACGGCCACUAUAUCAGAUCGCGCCCUUUCACAUGCCACCGAUGUAGCUGCCCAUAUUGGCCAAAACCCCAAAAACCUGGGCAAAAAUGUUGCUGCCCACGCCAAGUCCAUUGGUAGGAACGUCUCGGACAAUGCCAAACGGGGCAAUAUCAUAGGUGCUGCCAUGGGCCUCAUCGGAGGCACCAUCUCGCUGCCAGUAACAACGGCCCUAGGCAUCGUGGGCACCACUCUGGCGCUCCCCAGCCAGGCCAUUGGGGCUGUGACCAAGAGGCCGAGAACUCCUCAAGAGAGAGCUGCGACGUAUGCGGCUGUUGCAAACGAACAGUGGCUACACAUGCGCGGUUUACACGCACAUCUAUUUGAUUCCGCGGGAUUGGCUCAUCAUCUGGGAAUGCCGUUGGAAACUUUGUUAAGCCUGGCUUGGGAGACUAAGGAGAGCGAUGCUGCAAGACAGAUGAGGGCACUGGAACCGCAUAUUGCAGGGCUUGAUGUUGACGAAGGAAUGUCGUUGCAGCUAAAGACGCAAACAUUAUGGCUGGUGUUGAUGCCUGGAAAGCCACCAUCAUCA
This is a messenger RNA of Trichoderma virens Gv29-8, 717 nucleotides long. RefSeq lists its product as uncharacterized. The record is from RefSeq and is a predicted model, not a curated record. The transcript has a single exon. The annotation marks the transcript as partial. Lineage: Eukaryota; Fungi; Ascomycota; Sordariomycetes; Hypocreales; Hypocreaceae.